Messenger RNA from Clavispora lusitaniae ATCC 42720, 810 nucleotides. It is a transcript of the gene HMS1, whose product is annotated as Hms1p. The record is from RefSeq and is a predicted model, not a curated record. Lineage: Eukaryota; Fungi; Ascomycota; Pichiomycetes; Serinales; Metschnikowiaceae. Gene Ontology annotation, molecular function: protein dimerization activity.
AUGUCAAAGCAGUAUAAUCCUGGCCAGGUGACAUUCUUCAGCGACAAACCCAAGUCCCCCAAAGAGCUCGAGCCGCUCGAUCUCUCGUACCCAAAGCUCCAGCCGGAGCUCGACCAGCGCGUGGACAUGUUUGACUACGCCCACAACCCGCCCCAGCCCUACGACCAGUUGGCGUUUGCCGGCUUGCAAGACCCGUUGGCGCCCGUUUCCCCUGGCGGCGCCAUGGCAGGCGCGCCCGCCUACAACGCGUUUGGCAGCCCGCUCCUCAACAUGAUGCCGGUGAAGCGCGAGUGGCGCGACGACCAGCCGUCGCUGCGCGAGCUGGCCACGCCCAACGGGCCGCCCGGGAACGGCGCGCCUAAUGGCCUUGCCAAUGGCGCGCCCCACGGGCCCAAUGGCGGGCCUAAUGGCGGGCCGCAGGCAGCGGCCGCGCGCCCGCGCACCAAGUCCGCCCACAACGUGAUUGAGCAGCGGUACCGCAACAAAAUCAACGACAAGUUCACGGCGCUCCAGAACGCCGUGCCCACGCUACGAGUGCUUGCGCGCAAAAAGUCCAAGACGCGCUCGGACGACGAGGACGACGACGACGAGUACGAGUACUCGCCGGACCUCGAGGCGCACGAGGACCUUGAAGGCUUGGAGCCGGCGCGCAAGCUCAACAAGGGCACCAUUCUCACCAAGAGCGUGGAGUACAUCAAGUUUUUGGAGCGCAAGAACGACCGCAUGAAGGCCGAGCGCUACCAGUUGGUGGAGCGGGCUCGCAUGUUGGGCAUUGUGCUCGACGAGUCCAUGCUCGACCGCUACGACUAG